This is a messenger RNA of Cyphomyrmex costatus, 687 nucleotides long. RefSeq lists its product as uncharacterized. The transcript is spliced from 4 exons. The record is from RefSeq and is a predicted model, not a curated record. NCBI's taxonomy places the organism in Eukaryota, Metazoa, Arthropoda, Insecta, Hymenoptera, Formicidae. Bases 1 to 687 code for a protein of 228 amino acids.
AUGUCCAGAUAUCUCGGUCUGAUACUUAUUAUCAUGGCUUUUACUUAUACAUACGGUGCCAGGAAGUGCGAGGGUAACGGUCUAGGUCUACAAUACGUAUGGGGUGAUGCACUCACCGAUUCCAGUGAUUGUAUAGGGCCGAAUAACAUGCAGUAUCCCUCCGCCGCGAUAUCGAGGAGCUUUAAGAAUCUCUGGGCGGGCAGUAGUCGAACCGCGCGAUCGCAUCAGCUACGGACGAUUGAUCCCGAACUGACGAGGCAAGCGCUUUUGCACAACUACAAAGCGGCCCACGGAGACUUUUCUAUUGCCGGAAGUUUCCGGAACGGCCGUGCGUUUUCCGCGAAGGAAAGUUGCGGCUCGCCCGCCAGGCUCUGCAAAACAAGGUACAAUACCACGGCUCCUAUGUACGGUAUCAGCCUUACCAGCGGACAACCAGUAACGAUCGUGCAGAAGUUCCCCGAUCUCCUGCAGCAAGUCGUCUUUGAGGUCUGCGAAUCGAAGGAAUGCGAUGUGGUUCACGGCGAGUGCACGCAGACUUACGUACCGUACCUGUUUCUGGUGAUUCCCCUCGGUCCAGUGACCUUGACCGGCCAGGAUUACGUACUGGUGGAGAGCGGUUGCGUCUGUAAACCGAGAAAUUCGGCAAGCGCGUCCAUCGAUGCGCCGCCGGCCGUUCCAAGCUUCUAA